Molecule: messenger RNA, 2706 nt
Organism: Caenorhabditis angaria
Lineage: Eukaryota; Metazoa; Nematoda; Chromadorea; Rhabditida; Rhabditidae
Source: the annotation of a GenBank genome assembly
AUGAACAAUAAUAUAGCAACAAUUGGAGGAAUCGAUAACAGUCAAAAUGGAGCAAAUAUUCAAAAUAUAGGAAAUGGAGCAGGUGGAUGGGAGAGUAGUUUAUCUGUUUUGGCCAAUGAACAGACUGGAAUUAUUCGACAAAGACAAGGUGUCACACUUCUUCGACCAGUUUUCAUGAAUGCUGUUGAAGUUGGAUAUUCAUAUGCGCAUUGUGAUCGAGAUAAGAAAUUGAAUGUUCGCGGUGUUACAAUUGCACUUUGGCAUUUUAUUUGUCGCGGACAUCAAGCCAUUGCUCUUCUUCCAUAUUGUUUCAAAAAUUAUGCGGAGAAAUCAAGCAGAUAUUCGGAACUUAUGAUGUUGUAUCGACUCAAUUUGAUUGAAUUUACUCCGGGUAAUUAGAAAUUCUGUUGAAAAUAAUGGGGCUAUUGUCAAAAUAAAAAUAGAUGGCAGAAAAUGUAUAAAAAAACGUGAAAAUUUUCAUUUUGACAAUAAGGAGAUCUGAUUUUUUGGUCAAAAAAAUCCACGUGUCAUAUUUUUUGAGUCGAAUUUUGUGGUCCAAAAUAUAUCCAAGUGGAUUUUUUUCCAGAAAAUUCUAAAAAAAAAUUUGUGCGAAAAAUCCACGUGGCCUCAUUUUUUUUUUGAAAAAUUCAAAAAUUUUAGUGCCAAAAAUCCACCUGGCAUAUUUUUUCAAACAAUUUUAAAAUUUUUGUGGCAAAAUCCACGUGGCACUUUUUUCCAGAAAAUUCUAAACAAAUGUGUGUCAAAAAUCCACGUGGCACAUUUUUCCAGAAAAUUAUUUUAAAAAAUUUGUGUCAAAAAUGGCAUUUUUUUUCCAGAAAAUUCUGAAAAAAUUUGGCCUCAAAAUCCACGAGGCAUAUUUUCUCAAGAUUUCUCAAAAUCUUCUUCCGUAUAUCUAAUGGGGUGAUUCAGAUUUUAAAAAAAUAAUAAAAAAAACAUUUUUGACAUAAAACUUCGAUUCAGAAAAUGUCAAAAAAUUAUAUUUUUUUCCUAUUUGCUGACAUUUUUUUCCACACAAAAAGGAAUCAUAAUUCGCAGCGAAAAUAUUGCAAUGUAAAAAUGUCAAAAAAUAGGAAAAAAAUAUAGUUUUUUGACAUUUGCUGAAUCGAAAUUUUUUGUCAAAAAAUGUUUUUUUUUAAACCUGAAUCACGCCAUAAAACUCCAUCUUCCAGGUUACGGUAGUGAAAAAUAUGCGGAGGUGAACCGAAUUAUGGUAAAUCGCGCAUUUGAAACUGGCGGUUGUAUUGUGGCAAGAUCACAAAUGCAAGGAAUCACGGACAAUAAAACGAAUUUGAUAAAUGUUGUCGAACAAAGAUUAUUGAUGCCAACAUUCAAUGGAGAUGAUAUCAUGUUUCCAAUUGAUGGACCAUUGGGAAGAAAUGGACCAACAUUGAAACAAACAUUGGAAUGUGAACAAACAAAUUCAGAUUGGAGAUCUUGUUCAGAACAUCAAUUGUUAUAUUCGGAUCAAAAACAUUGGUUGGAAAAAUUGGCAAUGUUGGUGUCUGAAAAGACAAAUUGGAUAAGAAUGAGUCAAAUGUUGCAAUCAACAACUGAUAUUCAACCAAAUAUUGAUGAUUCUCCAAAUCCAUUUGAAACCUCUAAUACUAAUACUCGUUCUGAACCCGUUGUUUCAACUUUAUUUCAACAACAUCCAGUUCCACUUAUGCAGCAAACAAUCACAAUUCCACCAUCGAUUCAACAAACAACACAUCAAAUCAAAACAUCUCAUCCGAUUCCGAUUCGACUUGCUCUCAGAAAUCCUGGGCCGAGAAGAAGAUCAUCGAAGCAUACGAAUUCGACUGAUUCGAAUAAUUCGAUUAGAUCUGCUUUUGAGAUGGUAAGUCGGAGAUGGGGACUAGAAAUUCGCAAUUUGGGAAGUUAGGCCAUGAAAAAUCGAUAAUUUCGAGCCUAGAAACCUGAAAAUUCAAAUUUCCUUCCAAAAUUGACACUGAUUGGACAAGUGCGCUCUAUUGAGAAUUUGGCAGGUUUCUGAGGAUUUUCGACAUUUUCGGAGGUUUUUUGGACUUAAAAUGAGUAAUUUUCAAUGAAAAAUUGAGCUGUGGGCUAGAAACUUGCGUUUUGAGAAGUCAGACCAUGAAAAAUCGAUAAUUUCGAGCCUAGAAACCUGGAAAUUCAAAUUUUCUGCCAAAAUUUACCCUGAUUGGGCAAAUGCGCUCUAUUGAGAGUUGGGCAGGUUUCUGAGAAUUCUUGAAUUCUCAAUAGAGUGAAUCGGGCUCAAUAGAUCAAAACUCCAGACAAAAAUUAGUAAAUUUAAAAAAUGUGCUCAAUUUUCAGAAUCACAGUCCAACAAGCAAUGAUGAUUCGGAAGCAACACCAGAACAAUAUUCGGAUGAAUUAUUAGAACUUCUUCGACAAGAAGAAGAAAUUCGAAGAAAAGCGAAUGAGCAACGCAAAAAUGAUGAAAUACUUGCAAAAUUAUCGCAAAUCUUUGGAUAUUCGAAAUCGUCUCGUGUUAUGAGAAAAUAUGAGAAUAUUCGAAGUUUUUGUCAAUUGGUUGAGAAAUGUAUUCAAGAGAAUGAGGAAGAAGGAGAUGAUCAAGACUUUCAAAUUCCACCGUCUGAUGAUUUGAUUGAUUUUUCGUCGGAUGUUCCUUCGAUUAUGGGUCAAACGAAUUUGGAUCCAGCAAAUACUAGUUCAAAUUUACCACUCGAUUUAUUACUUUGA